This is a messenger RNA of Pseudomassariella vexata, 1988 nucleotides long. Its product is annotated as F-box domain-containing protein. Gene Ontology annotation, molecular function: protein binding; cis-regulatory region sequence-specific DNA binding. Lineage: Eukaryota; Fungi; Ascomycota; Sordariomycetes; Amphisphaeriales; Pseudomassariaceae. Bases 199 to 1713 code for a protein of 504 amino acids. Gene Ontology annotation, cellular component: nucleus. The transcript is spliced from 4 exons. The record is from RefSeq and is a predicted model, not a curated record.
CGUACCGUCUCCAUUGGCUCGACUCGAUGGUGGUCGCCUCUCGCCCAAUUUAUUGGAAAAAUUUCUUUGUGUUCUCUGAAUCAUUGUCUAGCACAUGGCAGGUGAAUUUCUUGGGGAGUUUUAUUCACUUGGUCGCUACCAUUUACUGCUAACCACGGCAACACCAGCACAUCACAAAGGCUUGCAGCCAUACUGAAAAUGCUGCUCUCGCCAGAUGGGUUGGUCAAUGGGGCGAGCAACCUUGGUGGCGCCAUGCAUGGUGUACAUGCAGUUCACGACGCUCAUGAAUCUACCAUUGAGUCAUCAGAGGUCAUACCAGUCCAUCCUUUGGGAGUCAAGCCAUUGGGGAAUCAAUAUUUUGCUACUGGUCCAACUGCACGGCAGGCACUGGGUUCUAUUGGCUGCAUGCCGGAUGAGAUGAUCCUACAGUUACUCGAAUAUCUGGAUGCACAGUCAUUAAGAAAUGUGGGCUCCACUUGCAAGUUCUUGAGGGCAUUCUGCCAUUUGGAAGAGCUGUGGAAAGCAUUAUUCCUCGAGUUGCAAACUGCUAGUCCUGGUCCGCCGUCCUGGAAGGGUUCCUGGCGAAGCACCGUGCUGCAGCUCCCAGCUGAAGCGAUAGCCCAGGUAGAAUGCAACAACGUAUUCUCAGAUGUGCUUCACAGGCCCUUUGAAUGCAGUCAUAUAAGGUUGAGCACCUACAUUUCUGACAUCCCCCGGGAAAACCAGAUUACGCGACUCGAAAGUCUCACCCACGACGAGUUCGAACGCAAAUGGAGUGACAAACCGUUUAUACUGGCAAACUAUAUCGAGGCCUGGCCAGUCUAUAAAACUUGGAGUAUUGAUGGGCUGGGGAAACGGUACCCAGACGUCAACUUCAGGGCUGAGGCGGUGGACUGGCCAUUUUCGGCCUAUCGCACUUAUAUGGACAAGAAUGACGACGAGAGCCCUCUAUACUUGUUCGAUAAGGAAUUUGCGGAGAAGACGGGAAUUGAUGUUGGUCAGCAUGAAGGUGCAGCAUACUGGCCGCCCGAGUGCUUUGGCGAAGACUUGUUCGAACUGCUUGCGGAAGAACGACCGGCCCAUCGAUGGUUGAUUGUUGGACCAGAAAGUAGUGGAUCUACUUUCCAUAAAGACCCCAACGCCACCUCAGCCUGGAACGCCGUCAUUCAGGGGUCAAAAUACUGGCUCAUGUUCCCACCCUCUGUGCCUCAGCCUCCUGGUGUGUUCGUUUCGGAAGACAGCAGCGAGGUUACCAGUCCUCUGAGUAUAGCCGAGUAUCUCCUAUCAUUCCAUGCGGAGGCUCGCAAGACCGCAGGGUGUUUGGAAGGUAUUUGCAGGGCUGGUGAAGUCUUGUUCGUACCGAGUGGCUGGUGGCAUCUGGUAGUCAAUAUUGAACCAGGUGUCGCCCUCACCCAAAAUUUUGUAACGAAGUCGCAAAAGCAUCUGACGCAGGUACUGUCUUUCUUGAAGGACAAGCCAGAUCAAGUCACAGGCUUUAGCAGGGAUGUAACCAAGCCCUAUGAAUUGUUCGUCGAGAGGCUCCAAGAGAAGCAGCCGUCGUUGCUCAAUGAGACGCUUCAAGAGAUGGAACGGAAGAGCGCAGGGAGGAAACGGAGAUGGGAAGAAGCAGUUGGCUCAAAUGCAGAGGCUGACAAUGCGUCUGGUGGAUUCAGCUUCGGCUUCGGCGCCGAUGAUGAUGACGAUAUUCCUUAAGAGCUGCCACCGCCGCCGAUCUAGUAGCCAGCACCAGACCUUGCUGAGGAAUCUGCAUCAACGCCCACUAAGCGGCCAUGGAUGUUGGGAUAUGUAUUGAGCGAACUCUGGCAGGUCCAUAGAAUGCAUGCCUGUCUCCUGAAAUAAUGAAUCGCUUACGGGCACGCAACACAGCAGUUCAAGCUCAGCGUCUCAUCGCAAUGUCAGCUUACAGUCGUACACAGUCAGUAUCAGUGUAACGGACAUUCCGCUACCAGGUACUUACAUAAUUGUGG